Cannabis sativa is the source of this 432-nucleotide messenger RNA. RefSeq lists its product as uncharacterized. The transcript has a single exon. Bases 1 to 432 code for a protein of 143 amino acids. NCBI's taxonomy places the organism in Eukaryota, Viridiplantae, Streptophyta, Magnoliopsida, Rosales, Cannabaceae. The record is from RefSeq and is a predicted model, not a curated record.
AUGGUUGAUGGUGUGGUUAUCGAUGACUAUGAUAGUGUCAUUAACCACUAUUUUGAACAUUUUAGGAAUUUCAUGGGGGCUAAAAGUUUGGCUUCAAGCAGGCUUAAUGAAGAAUGUUUAGAUCAUGGACACAAGUUGUCUUUACAGCAACAAAUCCAAAUCACUAGACUCUUUUCGAAAAAAGAAGUAAAGGAUGCCAUGUUCAGCAUUAACCAACUUAAAAGUCUGCGACCAGACGAUUUUGGUGCUAGCUUUUUUAAGGGGCUUUGGUUUGAAAUAGGAGAUGAAAUUUCUGAUGCAAUCCUUUCCUUUUUUGAGAUAGGGUUGAUUCUAAAGGUCAUGAACAGAACCACCAUAUCUUUGAUUCCUAAAUCAAACAACCCUGCUUCAGCGGUGUACUACAGGCAUAUUGCUUGUUGCAACACUUUAUAA